CUUAACUAAUUACCCCUUCAGACUUCACACUGAAAACUGUUUUUCUGUGUCACAUUUCCAUGGAAAAUCUGUCACAUUCAUUUGCUAAAAAGAGUUACCAUGGAAGCAGUGGGUUUAUUACAACACCAAGCAAGUCUAUAUACGACGACGUUUUUGGUGGUCCACCUAAGUUCGGUGUUCCAACAUUAGCUCCUCGUUACGAGGAUUAUACUGAGAUUUUUGGUGGUUUUCACUCUUCAAGAGCUUCAUCUAUUCCCAUUUUGGAUCUUCCUGUUGUUGAUGAUCAACUGUCGUUUGAUGUCCAGAGUUGUCAUUUUGAUUAUUCUGAGAUUUUUGGUGGGUUUAAUGUUUUUGAUUUUGCCCUUCCUUAUGAGGAUUUGGUUCGUCAAUCUACUUCUGGUUAUGAUUCUUCUGACGACGCCUGGAGUCCAGCUCAAAGUGAGACCCUGUCAAAUGAGUCAGAACCUUCUGCUUUUUCUGAAAGGAGUCAGAGCUCUUCUAGUGCUGAUGUUCAUCAUUCAUCUGAUGAUACCAAGCAGUUCAACAUUUCAUAUCACAUGACUUCCCAGAGUAGCGAUGGAGUUGUAUCAAAUGGCAUGACACAUGUUGCUCAUCUGCAUGCUAUUCCUGGAUACACUUACAUGGUCAGUGGAACUCAGGCUUCUCGAAAUACAGAAGAUGAGGAGCCACCUAGACAGCCAGCUCUUGAUCUUAACUACAAUGUGGACGUGAGUGGACCGGUUUUAGAAGACAAGCAAUCCAAAAGAAGCACAUCAUGUAAUAUGAGCAGCAGUUAUAUCAUGCAUGGAAGUGAUUCAAAACUUCCAGAGAAAUGUAGUGAAGCUAGUCGUACUCCAGAUAAGCCAUUCUUCAGUGUGUCAGAUAUCAGCUUAAGAACUAGGCCUUCAGGGUUACCGCCACCAUCAAGACCGCCACCUGCUCUGGCUUCCAAGAAAGAAGGCUUCGAUAGACUUAAUUCAAGACUCAAAGCUUCUAACAAUUGUGCUUCUGAGCCAAAACAAAGUGAUAGUUCACAAGCUUUCUUUGAUAUGGAUGUAUAUGCAAGUUCAUCUGCAGCAGCGUCUUCUGCAGCUAUAAAAGAAGCAAUGGAGAAGGCUCAAGCAAAGCUUAGAAGUGCAAAAGAGCUAAUGGAGAGAAAGAAGCAAGAUCUGAAAUGUUAUUCAAAACUCCAUUUGGAGAAUGGUAUGUUGGAGGAAAGACCAAGCAAUACAUUUGACAAAGAUGACAUGGAACAAAACAUGUGUGAAGGAAAAAUGGAAGAAGUCUUUAAGAACAAUGAGGUUAAUUCAGGUAAUAUUGAAGGAGGACAUUUCAAAUUUACUGGAAAAAGUGAAGAAAGUGAGCAAGAUAAGCGUAAUAUGUCAUCUCAACAACCAUAUAAAGAUGAUGGAAGAGUUGCUUGGAGGGAAGGUGCAGAAUUUUUUGAAGUAGUUGAAACCUACCCAUCUUGUGGGUCUGCUGAGAAAGUCAAGAAUGAAUUUGGUGUGCUGCAUAAUAGGGAAACACAUGAAUACAGACAAUCUGAAGCAGCUACUGACAGACUUGACCGUCUAGAAACUUGCAAAAAUGUUGUGGCAAAGGAGGAUCCAGACGGCAAAGAGGAAAGUGAAGAAAAAGUGGGUAAAUGGUCCUAUCAAUGGGCUAAUACACAUCAAAGAUCAAAAGAAGAAGAUUUGUGUGAUCAAUUGGAGCAUCAUAAGGAGACAGUAAUAGCAGAAGAAAACUUAUCGGAUGUUAGUCUGAGUGAGAAACAUGUUAAAGUCCAGCAAGAGAGAACAAGUGAGAAGCUAAGCAGCAGUUCUCAUAAAAGUGUGGAGUACAUUGGAGGAGGUGGCCAGAAUGUGAGUGAACGUAAAGCUACGGUGAAACUAAGUGGUGGCAGGAGAAGAUUAGAUGAUCAAAAGGGAUUCAUAAAUACUGAUGCUAGGCAUAUUGAUAUAGAGCUGAUGUCUGAGAUUGAAGAAUAUGAGGGAGGACUUAGGCAUGUUAUUGAUGAAACAGGAAAUGGACAGAGAGUAAAUGAGAUACUCAAACAGGAAAGGAAGAAGAAACCUGAUGCAGUUUCUGAAAGAGAAGAAGGCGUUAGUCGUUGGGAGGACAAUGCAAAUAAACCAAAAGAGGAUUUUAAAACAGAAAAGAACAAUGAAAAGUCAGAGGUAGCUUGCAAACAAGAGAACAGUGAGAGGGACAAAGAAGUGGACUUCAAGAUGGACCUAAAGGAUCAGGAUGCAAAUGGUGCUUUUGAGUGGGAGCAAGGAGACAGCCGAUUUAGAGUGGCUCUCAAGAAGAAAGAGCAUGAAGGAGAAAAAAAUGAGGCUGAAAAAGGAGAAGAAAUUGAGGGAAGAUUGAGUGGCGCUUGCGAAGGAGAAGAUGGUGAUAUGGAAAUGACCGAGGUUUUGGAGCAGCAAGAAAACAAUAUAGAAUCUCUCCUGGCUCCCAAAUUAGAUUUUGAGAACGUAUCUGAAGGGGCCAGUGAGCUUGAAGAAACUGAGCAAACAAAUGUUUGUGAUGUUAAGUGGGACGAAUUGCGCGAACAGACCGAAGAUAGCCCCCCAAUUGAAUUGGUUGGGUCUGUUUUGAAGCAGAACACUAAUGUUGAAGUUCGCAAGGAUGCUACGGCAUUGGAGGCUUGCCAACCAAACUAUGAGACUCUAUUUGCGAACAAAAUGUCCGAGAAGCCGGAAGAAAACCUCGUAAAUCUGGUCACAACUCAAUCUGCCCUUUCCUGCGAAGAAAAUGAGAGAUUAGAAACUGAGUUGCAAAAUUGUGAAAAAGAAUCAGAAGUUGAACUGACCAAUCUGCUGCCUAAAGAUGGAUGCAGCUCUGUUUACAAGAGACAAGAUCUCUUGGAGCAUGGAAAAGAUCCAAGUAAAAGAGCAGAUGCAAUAGGGUCUACUUCUUUGAAUGAGCAUUUAACCGAUUCAAAUGGAACUGGUAUCUACAUAAGUAAAGCGUCAGAUAGACUGAAGAAGACUGCUUCUGAAAUUGGAAAUCAGUCUGAUCAAAGAAAUGGAAAGCCUCUUGAAUGUCUGACAGUUAACGCCAAGAGAUUUCAGUCUGGCACUAACCAGGAAGUUACAGAGGAAAAGUUUACAGCUAAUCACUCUAACCAUAGAAAUGGAACAAAUGCUGAAAGGCCAAAAGUGAACACCAAGGUAGUUCAGUCUGGAACUAAUCAGGAAGUUACCGGUGAAAAGUUUACAGCUCAUCAGGUUGCCAGGGAAUGGGCCACAAAUGCUAAGAAAAUUGGAGAUGCUUUGGCUGCUGUGCUAGAGGAUGUUGAGAUCCUGUCAAGUACAGACCAGAGAGCCGCAAUUGGAAGUCCCCAAAAGAAAGAGAGAAAUUCAAACAAAAUCAUUACUCCUGAAGCCCAAAAAACUGAUGGAAGACUGAAAAAAGAAAGAGAACUGGAGGAAGAAUCUAUGAGAAAGUUAGAAGAAGAAAGGGAGAGAGAAAGGGAAAGAGAAAAGGAUCGGAUGUCUGUAACUCGUGAAGCUCUGGAAAAGUCAUAUCUUGAAGCCCGUGGGAGAGUAGAAAGAGCUGCCAUGGAGAAAGCUGCAACUGAAAUGCGUCAAAGAACUAUGGCGGAGGCCCGAGAAAGAUCAGAGAAGGUAUCUGCAGAGGCUUGGGAGAGAUCUUCAGCAGAGCAAGCAGCUAGGCUCAGGGCGGAGCGGGCUGCAGUAGAACGAGCAACUGCAGAGGCUCGAAAACGAGCUUUUGAGAAAGCAAUGGCUGAGAAGGCUACCCUGGAAUCAUGCGAACGAGUGGAAAGGUCAUCUUCUGAAAAGUUUUCUGCUUAUUCUAGGAGCACUGAAAUGAGACAGAGCUCUUCUUCUGAGAAGCAUGCACAUCAGAGCACAGAGACCUCAAAAUUGAGAUACUCGUAUUCUUCAGCUCAUGCUGGCAUUGAAGGUGAAUCACCUCAAAGAUGUAAAGCUCGGUUGGAGAGGUAUCGCAGAACAUCAGAGCGCGCUGCUAAGGCCCUGGCAGAGAAAAAUAUGCGUGAUCUUCAAGCUCAGAGGGAGCAAACGGAGAGAAAUAGGUUGGCUGACACUCUGGAUGCUGAAGUGAAAAGGUGGUCAAGCGGGAAAGAAGGCAAUCUACGUGCAUUGCUUUCAACUUUGCAAUAUAUUCUUGGGCCUAAUAGCGGUUGGCAGCCAAUUCCACUGACAGAAGUAAUAACUUCUGCAGCAGUGAAGAAAGCUUAUAGGAAAGCAACUCUUUGUGUGCAUCCUGACAAAUUACAACAGCGAGGUGCUAGUAUUCAUCAUAAGUAUAUAUGCGAGAAGGUCUUUGAUCUUCUAAAGGAAGCAUGGAGUAGGUUCAACUCUGAGGAGAGGUAGUUGAAGACUUGUCUGCUCGCUUGAACAUUUAAUUUGCACAGUAGUGAGUAGAUUCUCUUUCUUAUUAUUUUUAGUUUCUGCAUGUAAGCGCAAGCUUUAGAAAUCUGCCCUGAAAGAAAAUGGGCUAACAUGGCUAUUCAUUGAAAUGAAACUUUUCCGUGAAA
This is a messenger RNA of Lycium ferocissimum, 4528 nucleotides long. RefSeq names its product auxilin-like protein 1. The transcript is spliced from 8 exons. NCBI's taxonomy places the organism in Eukaryota, Viridiplantae, Streptophyta, Magnoliopsida, Solanales, Solanaceae. Bases 60 to 4364 code for a protein of 1434 amino acids. Gene Ontology annotation, biological process: clathrin coat disassembly; clathrin-dependent endocytosis. Gene Ontology annotation, cellular component: intracellular membrane-bounded organelle; cytoplasm; vesicle. The record is from RefSeq and is a predicted model, not a curated record. Gene Ontology annotation, molecular function: clathrin binding.